AUGGUGUGCUCUAAAUGUCAGAAGUUGACCAAAUCAACAGCUUUAGCUACACCUGGGGUUAAGAAGAAGAAUGAUAUGUACUAUGGCUCUCCAGCUGGAAGUACCUCGAGAAGUGGCGACAAGACGAAGACCUCAGCAACGUUGGGCAAUAAUGGUGUAGGGAAGAGUAAACUUCUAUCCAAAGCCGCUCGAAACCCCUAUGCAGCAUACUCGAGCUCAUGCACCACUUGCAAAACGAAAAUCGAUCAAGGACGGACAUAUUGUCAAAAAUGUUCCUACAAAGCUAAUGCAUGUGCAAUUUGCGGAAAAGCUAACUCAAAAUCUACCGCCGCCGCACCUGUAAUCGCUGGCCAGAAAUUUACUUUGAAAUGA
Molecule: messenger RNA, 372 nt
Organism: Glarea lozoyensis ATCC 20868
Lineage: Eukaryota; Fungi; Ascomycota; Leotiomycetes; Helotiales; Helotiaceae
Exons: 3
Coding region: 1-372 (123 amino acids)
Biological process (GO): cytoplasmic microtubule organization
Molecular function (GO): microtubule binding
Source: RefSeq, a predicted model, not a curated record